UAAAGACAUUUUCGGUGUGAGCUGAACGUUACGUUCUAAUUUCAGCAGAAAUUUGAAUUAAAUUGAAGUUUUAAGUAAGCAAAUCAGAUAAUUUAUAAAAAGCAAGAAAAAUGUUCGUCCGCAGAUUCCACACUUCAAUUGUUUCAUUUAGCAAAGUUGUUCCUACCAAUCUCAAGGGCAAGAAGAAAAGUUCUCAAGAAUGGCUCACCCGGCAGCUCAACGAUCCCUUCGUGGAACGGGCCAAAAUGGCAAAUUACAGAUGCCGCAGUGCGUUCAAGCUGCUGGAGAUCGAUCAAAAGUACAACAUCAUCAAACCCGGCUUUACGGUCAUCGACUGUGGUGCCGCCCCCGGCUCCUGGUCCCAGAUCGCCGUUAAACAGUCAAACGCCGAUGGCGCGGCACCCGGCAAACCCAAAGGCACCGUCAUCGGGGUGGAUCUGUUGCAAAUUUACCCAAUCGCGCACGCCACCACGCUGGGAAACACGGAUUUUACCCGGACGGAAUCGCAGGACAUAAUCCGCUCUCUGCUGGGCGAAAAACGGAUCGAUUGCGUGCUCUCGGAUAUGGCUCCGAAUGCGACCGGGGUGCGGUCGCUGGACCAGGAGAACAUCAUCACGCUUUGUUAUUCGGUGUUGCGAUUUGCGAUUUUAAUGUCCUCGCCGAAUGCGUCGCUGCUGAUGAAGGUUUGGGAUAACGGUGAGGUUCCGGCGCUGGAGAAGAAUAUCCAGCGGUACUACCAGCAGGUGAAGCGGAUAAAACCCCGGGCUAGUCGGGCGGAUUCGGCGGAAAAUUUUGUGCUAGCGAGAGGGUUUGUUGGGGUGGAGCGAUGAAGCAGUAGGGGUAAGGAAUUGUAGAAGUUGUUAAAAUCAUAAACUAGUCUUUUGAA
This is a messenger RNA of Culex quinquefasciatus (southern house mosquito), 886 nucleotides long. It is a transcript of the gene Mrm2, whose product is annotated as rRNA methyltransferase 2, mitochondrial. Lineage: Eukaryota; Metazoa; Arthropoda; Insecta; Diptera; Culicidae. The transcript is spliced from 2 exons. The coding region runs from base 111 to 830 and encodes 239 amino acids. Gene Ontology annotation, biological process: RNA methylation. Gene Ontology annotation, molecular function: rRNA (uridine-2'-O-ribose)-methyltransferase activity. The record is from RefSeq and is a predicted model, not a curated record. Gene Ontology annotation, cellular component: mitochondrion.